Suillus plorans is the source of this 963-nucleotide messenger RNA. RefSeq lists its product as uncharacterized. The transcript has a single exon. Lineage: Eukaryota; Fungi; Basidiomycota; Agaricomycetes; Boletales; Suillaceae. Bases 1 to 963 code for a protein of 320 amino acids. The record is from RefSeq and is a predicted model, not a curated record.
AUGCCAAGGAUUAUCAACGACCCAAACUUAAACAUUUGCCCGGACUAUGCCUCACCGCACUAUGCUAACGCACAAGCGCAACUGGUAAACGACAAUGUAACCGAGGAGCAGUCCAUACAGCUCCUCAGGACCAUCUGGCGCGCAGCCAACAACGCAGACAUUGACCUUUGGGAAGGUCAGGUAGAGGUCGAAAGAGAGCAACGCGAGAACUUACGUCGGAUACAAGAGGAGGAGCAAGACAGAAUAGAGCAGGAGCGCAUCGACGAGGAAGAGUCAGCACGGAAAGAAGAGAAAAAGAAGCACAAGCAUAAGUUUAUGCCAAUCCCGGAAGACACUGGCGUUCCAGACGAACCCUCCAUAAUUCCCUCCUCCUACGCGAUUCGCAAGCUCAACAAAGGCGAGUACCUCAAACUGUGGUAUUUCACUAACGAUGGUCUAGACGAGGCACACUCCAAAAAGACCAUCGACGAUGAUGCCAUGGUCAUGUCCACCCUCCCAGAUGGAUCCACAGCCUGGGUGUCGGCAACAGCAGCACGCAACGCCUCGUCCGUCGUAGACGAUGAGAACCUCUCCUUCGAGGAAUUUUGCAUAGCCUACCCAAGGUUCAUAGCGGCCAUCGAAGAGGCCGACUGGCCACAAGACCGAGUUCGCAUGAUGGCCUUUUUCUGGAAGAAUAUACAGAUCCACCCUUAUCGUUCCAUGCGGGACCCGCUUGCCCAGAAGGCUUUACUAGUUUAUCAAGCCGAGCAACGCAAACGUUGGCACGUUGUCGCGAAAUCGGCAGCGGGUCCAUACAAUCUGUCCACCAUCAAUCAGAAGGUGUUAGACGCAACGAGGGAGAGAGUAUACUGGCUAGAGCGUACCAAAAAAGACAACCAACGAGAUUAUAAGGUUAGCAAACUUUCCAUUGCGAAAUUUCGAACCAUUACUAAAUGCUUCUCUCGCACCCAAUUUUCUUCUUAA